Messenger RNA from Cajanus cajan (pigeon pea), 2790 nucleotides. Its product is annotated as putative serine/threonine-protein kinase WNK4. The record is from RefSeq and is a predicted model, not a curated record. Gene Ontology annotation, biological process: protein phosphorylation. Lineage: Eukaryota; Viridiplantae; Streptophyta; Magnoliopsida; Fabales; Fabaceae. Gene Ontology annotation, molecular function: ATP binding; protein kinase activity.
UCUCCCAUGUUUCCAAAGUUCAUUUUUGGAUCACCACCCAAGUUUGGGGACCUGGGUUUUGUUCUCUUCGUUUUGCUUUUCACUCGUCCACAAAUGACUGCACCAAAGCUUGGCCACAGAUUCUUCAAGUUCCGUGCACUGUUUCUCACUGUGAGUGCCCCAAGCUGAUCCUCAUCAGCAAAAGCCACACGUCAGUUUCAUAGUAAAAUUAUUAUCCGUUUAUUCCCUUCUUCUCACCUGUCAAAUCUUGCAGCCACCACUCCUUCUCUCUCUCUCUCUCUCUCUCUCUGUGCACUUUCCGUUUUCAAAAAGGACAAGGAAAACUGAAUCAUAAAUCAUAAUUCAAAUGGUUGCUAAGGACUAUGAUCCCUUGACAUGCGUGGUUGGUGUAAAGAUGGGUAGGAUCAUGCAAAGUAUUGAUCACUCAAGGCUUUUCUGGCUGUUUUUUGGGAUCUUCCCUCACGUUUACCACGAGGGGAAGCCUCGGAUUUAGGAUUCUAGAAUACAACCUUGGAUAAUAGCACAAAACAAACUUUGUUGUUUCUGGUUUUUUCGUUUUGUUCUUUCCUUUUGGACUCUUUCUGCACAUGAGUUGUGGAUGUGGUGCAUGCUAUAGCUUUGGAGGUUAGGUGAUUGUUAGUUAUUUAGUUUGAGUAUAUAGUUAAGGAUUCAACAUGUAUUCCCAUAAAGGGUGUAAGGAGGAUACCAAAGCUGAGCCUCGUUACAUGGAAACCGACCCAACUGGUAGAUAUGCUCGGGUUGGAGAUAUUCUAGGAAAAGGGGCAAUGAAGACAGUAUAUAAAGCAAUUGAUGAGGCCCUUGGAAUAGAGGUAGCAUGGAACCAGGUCAAACUCAAUGAGGCACUUCGCAAACCAGAGGACUUGGAGCGGCUCUAUUUAGAGGUUCAUCUCCUCAGCACCCUCAAGCACCAAUCCAUCAUGAGGUUUUACACCUCUUGGAUUGAUGUUGACAACAGGACCUUCAAUUUCAUUACAGAAAUGUUUACUUCAGGGACACUAAGAGAAUACAGGAAGAAGUAUAAGCACAUAGGCCUACAAGCAAUAAAGAGUUGGGCUCGCCAAAUCUUACAGGGUCUUGUUUAUCUACAUGAACAUGAUCCUCCAGUAAUUCAUAGGGACCUCAAAUGUGAUAACAUAUUUGUUAAUGGCCAUCUUGGACUAGUAAAAAUUGGUGACCUAGGUCUAGCAGCAAUUCUUCAUGGUUCUCAGCCAGCCCACAGUGUUAUAGGCACCCCAGAGUUCAUGGCACCAGAAUUGUACGAGGAGGAAUACAAUGAACUGGUUGAUGUGUAUUCAUUUGGCAUGUGUGUUCUGGAAAUGCUCACAUCUGAUUAUCCAUAUAGUGAAUGUGCUAACCCUGCACAGAUAUACAAGAAAGUGACAUCGGGUAAGCUACCAGCAGCAUUUUUCCGGAUUGAAGACACUGAAGCACAGAAGUUUAUUGGAAAAUGUCUAGUAAGUGCAGCAAAAAGGCCAUCAGCAAAAGAAUUGUUGCAUGAUCCAUUUCUUCUGUCUGAUGAUGCAUCAUCCAUGACAAAGAUUGGAACUCAAGAGCCAUUUUUAAAUUACGGUGAAAUGGAAAAGCUUCAAUUGAGUGAUGAUUCACCUAGGAAUGAAAUGUCAAUAACUGGGAAGCUGAAUUCAGAAAACGAUACAAUCUUUCUCAAAGUGCAAAUUUCUGACAAGGAUGGUUCUUGUAGGAAUGUAUACUUUCCCUUUGACAUACACACAGACACCCCUAUUGAUGUCGCUAUGGAGAUGGUGAAAGAAUUGGAGAUCACAGAUUUGAAGCCUACUGAUAUUGCAAAUAUGAUUGAAGGAGAGAUAUCUGUGCUGAUGCCAAAUAGGAGGAAUAGUAACUGUUCAGACACCUUCCAUACAUUCAGUUAUCAUGAUGAUGACGACGAUGAAGGUCCUCGCCAUCAUUUCCACUCGAUCUCUUCUUGUUCAUCACCCCACGAAUCAAUAUCAGGCUCAAUAAGUAGAGCUGAUGACUUCUUGAAUGGAUAUUAUUGGCUUCAUGGUGAUAUACAUGAUGAUGCGAGUUCAAUAUGCUCUUCACAUGGGACAUAUUCCAACUCAAACUUUUGUUCAGUGGAUGACCAUGAGGAACACAACAAGGCUUCUACAAGAAAAGAUAAACAUUCCAUCAUAAAGAGUCACAUGUGUACAAGAUUUUCCCCUAAUGAAGACCCCCUCACUUUGAAUCAGUGUAAAGUUUUAGCAGCAUCACAAGCUGGCAAAAGUAAGAGGGUGGUGGACAAUCGUAGACUAACAAGGAACAAAUCAUUGAUUGAUAUGAGGAGCCAGUUACUACACAGAUCACUGGUUGAGGAGGUAAACAAGAGAAGGUUAUUCAAGACAGUUGGAGCUGUGGAGAAUAUUGGAUUUGUGACACCUUAUGAGGUUACCAACAAAAAGUCACAACCAUCAUGUGCUGGUGCUUUUGAUGUGAUGAACUCUUCUAGAAGGAGCAAGGGAGAAAACUUUAGAAACAGAAAAGGUUAAAAAUGGCUCUUUGAAAUCGAAGAUGGCUAGAGAAAAUGGUAAGGGUUAUGUGCUAUGGAGUUGUUUAGACAUUCAAGGAAUAAUGGUAUGAUUUGAAGGAAAUAUUCAUCUUGAAGGUUGGCCAUAGAUUCAUGUACCUAAAUAAUUGUAUUGUUGGGGUGUUGGGUUUAAAUGAGUGUAAAUAACUUGCAUCAUGGAAUGACCUUUCUCGAUGAAUGAGUUUGCUUAAAUAGAUAAAUAAACAUGAAAAGUUUUGUGAUAA